ACACAGUGAGACCCUGAAUCCCACAUAGCCUAGCUGGCUAUAAAGUAAAUAUUUUCCCGAGUUCAGACACUAGAGUCUUCCAAAAGUGCAGUUUUCCCCAGUAUCAGAAGAGAAAUUAGUCCUGUGUCACUCAACCCAGGACGGCGCCAUUCAGAGCAGGGCACCCGAUGCUCUUCCUUCAAACAGGAGUUUCUCAGUACGAGGACUAAGUCUAGGGACUGCAGACCCUGGGGCAUGUUAGAAAUAAUACACCUGUGCGUUCACCUAGGGCACUGCCUGGGCAGACCCCGCCUCAUUCCUAGAAGCUGGAUGGGACUGUUCCUUAGGGAUUCGUGCUAUUGUCGCUUAAGGUGUUCAUUGGGGAAAAGUUGCUUUUUCAAUUGCUGUUGAAGCUGAAGGUGUUCAAUGGGGGGAAAUUGCUACGAAGACCGAACCUGCUCUGCGACUGGAAGAGAGCCAGAACAAACUGAACGGGCUGUACCCCCCAGCCCGCCCGCCGGCGGGGACCCCUCUCCAUCCCGCACCCCGUCCCGGCGGGACCAGCCCCGCCGCCGCCGCAGUCUCCUCCCCCUCCAGCCGGGCUUUAAGGGCAGGAGCUGUUCAGAGAGACCAGAGACGAGACGCAGAAAAGAUAAAGCCAGGCUGGCGUGGAAAGGAAAUCUGCGGCAGCAAACGGAAAAGCAAAAAGAUAAUUUGAGAUUUGGAGGUGAUGUGGAAGACGCUCGGAAUGGAAGGCAAACUCCCAUGUCUCCUCCUGCUGGUGGGAGCAGUCAUGACUGCUCAAUGCCAGCCAUUUGCACAGACAGUUCAUCUGGAGAAAUAUACCAGCACAGGGGGACCUGGCUGAGGCUCUCAGGGAGCAGAAUAGAAUACUGUAGGUGCGACAGUGGUCGGAGUCGCUGCCACACUGUGCCUAUCAGAGCCUGCACUAGAAAUAAGUGCUACAACGGGGGCCAGUGUUCACAGGCGUAUUAUUCCCCACAGCUCUUCAUCUGCCAGUGCCACCAAGGUUUCUCUGGGAAGCAGUGUGAAAUAGAUACUGAAGUUAAGUGCUACCAAGAUGCUGGAGUAACAUACAGGGGUACGUGGAGCAUGACAGAGAGCGGAACUGAGUGUUUAAAUUGGAAUAGCAACGGCUUGAUGGACCGGACGUAUAGCGGCCGAAGAGAGGACGCUGCUGAGCUGGGACUGGGCAACCACAACUAUUGCAGAAACCCAGAUGAGGAUUCCAGACCUUGGUGCUAUAUCUAUAAAGGGGGAAAGUACAUCUGGGAACACUGCAGUGUGCCCUCCUGUUCAAAAGUUGGGAACGUCAACUGCAAAUCUGGAAGAGGCACAGAUUACCGAGGCAGCCACAGCAUUACCAGUUCUGGAGCUACCUGUUUGAGGUGGAAUUCCCGAAUCCUUGUCAACAAGUUAUAUACUGCUUGGAGAAGAAAUGCUUACCAGCUGGGCCUUGGUAGUCACAAUUUCUGCAGGAAUCCUGACAAUGACAGCAAGCCCUGGUGCCAUGUACUGAAAGGAAAUCAGCUCACAUGGGAGUACUGCAACGUGCCUACUUGCUCCACCUGUGGCUUACGGCAGCGCAGGGCACAGCAGUACAGGAUCAAAGGUGGCUCCUACGCAGACAUUGCCGCUCACCCGUGGCAAGCUGCCAUCUUCGCAAAGUAUCGCCGAGCACCGGGAGAGCACUUCCUCUGCGGGGGAAUCCUGAUCAGUUCCUGCUGGGUUUUGUCAGCUGCUCACUGUUUUGAGGAAGGCUUUAGAGCAAAUCAGCUGAGGAUUGUGCUGGGCAGGACUUCCCGAGCAACUCCCGAGGAAAAUGAACAAAGGUUUCAAGUGAAGAACUACACCGUGCAUCAGCGAUUUGACUCCGAAAAUUUCAACAAUGACAUUGCUCUGUUGCAGUUGAGCUCGGAUGCAGAAGAUUGUGCUAUUGAAACCGACACUGUCCGUGCUGCCUGUCUCCCCACACCAGGACUGCAACUGCCUGACUGGACUGAAUGCGAGAUCUCUGGUUAUGGCAGAAACGAAGAAUUUUCUCCAUUCUAUUCAGAGCACCUGAAGGAAGGCCAUGUCAGACUGUUUCCAGCCAGUCGGUGCACAACACAGCAUCUUGACAACCGGACUGUUACAGAUAAUAUGUUAUGUGCAGGAGACACAAGGCACCUUGAUGAUGCCUGCAAGGGUGACUCUGGAGGGCCUCUGGUCUGUAUGAAGGAUGAUCGUAUGUAUCUAAUUGGAAUCAUCAGCUGGGGAAUAGGCUGUGGCCGGAAAGACAUACCUGGCGUUUAUACAAAUGUGAAUCGUUAUCUUGACUGGAUUCAGGACAACAUGAAACCCUGAAAAAUGAACUAUCCACACUCUUGUGGACACAGCCUCGCAGCUUCCUUCUGGGCGCUCUCGGGAUGCUGACAGGGUUUCCUGUUUCUCCAGAUGUUUAUGGCUUUCAGUACAAGAGGAAGACAGACUGCAAUGUGUGGGAAGGGCACGUUCUCAAAUUAACUCUCCGUUCCUUAUUACAGGUUAUCGGAAGCUAACACUCCUUUCCCCCCACAUCCCCAAGCUUUCUCCUUGCAUCAAAUCACAUGAUACAAUUAAAAAUAAUUUUUUGGCCUGAGAGAAUAAACCAAGCAUGGGAUGCUCACACAUCCCAUGAACAGCUAUGGUAUUUUGGGAAUGGGUGUGAACUGAAGUCAAAGGGGACAGAUUUAAUUUCCUGAAAAUUUCAUCUCCCUCCUUAUUUAUCUGUAAAUUUGGGAGACAGUCAGGCUUAAAUAACCUAAGUAAAAAUGGUGUAAGGACAGAGCUUAAGCUGGUUUCAGCUUGACACCAACAGAAAGAGCAAAGCUGUAGGCAUGGACUGUUUAUUUCCAUAUCCACGUACUACUUGCUUUUUCAGUUUGGAACCGAUUCAUUAACAGGAUGGCAUGCUUGUUAGGACAUUUUGUUUUUCCACUUGCUUUUCCUCCUGGUAGGAACUAAAUAUUUAAAUAAAUAUAGAAUAGGUAAAAAUCUUCACACCAGCCUUAUCUGCUACAGAAUCAACGCAUUACUUUUUGACUAUUAAGUUUCUAUGCAUUAUAAUUUGAUAGGAAAGCAAAAGCUCUCACUUUAGCGCAGCAGCGCAGGACGGAACAAAGGACAAGUGUAAUGGUAGCAGUUUUAGGUACCUGCUAGAUUCACAUCCACUGUAAAGAUCAAGUCAAACAUCACAAGGCUGCAUUUGUCGUUUAACAGAAGACAGGACAGGUAUAACCAAGUCACUGUGAACUAGAAUCUCAGUAACCAAGCAUUACUUGCUUGCAUUGCAGUUGCCACGUGGUAUCUCUGCAUGUCCUAAGAGUUAAUCCUCUUUGAGAGAUUCUCUUGUGCAGUUCGUUUACAAAUUAAGAGAAAGCAGGUGCAACUACCGUUUUACAAAAGGGAAAAAUUAUAUUGAGACUACAGAAGCAGUUUAGCUUUAGUAUCAACCAGGCAUUGUAGCUAGAGAACUAGUCUUGUUUUAUUUGGGAAAUUCAAAACACUGUAACUCAAGAUGUUUAUGCUCACAGUUUUAAGGAGCUCUCUGAUGAUCUACUAGCACAGCCUCUAGUCCAAACAGAGAACCUCAUCUAACAAGCACAUACAGAAGAGAGAUUUGGUAUGGAUGCCCAUUACUUCCUCAAAUGGGUUUUGUAAAUGGCAACUUUACAAAUGGGCCAUGUCUUUCUAGCUACCAGCUUAGAAACUGACCUCAAAGAGAUCUUUCUCUAAUGUCGUCAGAGAAAUGGUGGUCUAAGUCCAGUUAGCCUCAGCAAUGAGUCCCAUAUUCCAGCCAGUGGAAUUCUUGGGGAAAACACCCCAAGAUGUUUAAUAAACAAUAGUCACAGUUCAGGUUU
Molecule: messenger RNA, 3881 nt
Organism: Chroicocephalus ridibundus (black-headed gull)
Lineage: Eukaryota; Metazoa; Chordata; Aves; Charadriiformes; Laridae
Gene: PLAT
Product: plasminogen activator, tissue type
Exons: 13
Coding region: 406-2346 (646 amino acids)
Biological process (GO): smooth muscle cell migration; plasminogen activation; platelet-derived growth factor receptor signaling pathway
Cellular component (GO): extracellular region
Molecular function (GO): serine-type endopeptidase activity
Source: RefSeq, a predicted model, not a curated record